Molecule: messenger RNA, 591 nt
Organism: Trypanosoma rangeli
Lineage: Eukaryota; Euglenozoa; Kinetoplastea; Trypanosomatida; Trypanosomatidae
Product: solute carrier family 25 (mitochondrial adenine nucleotide translocator), member 4/5/6/31
Exons: 1
Coding region: 1-591 (196 amino acids)
Source: RefSeq, a predicted model, not a curated record
AUGCUGGGGCUACUUUUGCAGUAUCCCUUUUUGCCCAUCAAACACCAGCUGCACCUGCGCAAUCAAUUUACGAGGGGCAAACCACACACGUAUCGAUCAUGCAUUUUGGAGAUGCGGGUCCGGCACGGCAUCACGAAGGUCUUUGAUGGCUUCUUCACCAGUCGGCCCAUGCUUAACGCCGUCCCAGCGGCCUUGUUGAUGACGCUCUACGACGUCUGCACACGCAGGUACACGGAAUUCCUACACCCCAAGCUGCAGAUGGUGCACGCGGAGGUGGAUCAGCCGCUGUUCAGCGUCAGCGGCGCUUCGUACGCGAGUUACCUUCCAGCGUACGAAUUUGCACGAAAAUGUGGUAUGCAACUGCGGCGUAGCGAAGGGGGAGGGGUGGAGGCAACGCCGGUAGCAGAACUGACAUUGAAGCACCCCCAACUUCAUCCACCCAUGCAAAACGCACACAUGCCCCGUUUUACUUUGUGUGCGCCUUUUUUUUGUUGUUACAGUUGGUCCCUGCUUGUCCAUUUCACUUGCCGCUGCCUCCUCAUUUUUUUUUUUUGUGUUUACCCUUUUUUUCUCUCUGGUGUGGUGAGGUGA